Molecule: messenger RNA, 1034 nt
Organism: Fomitopsis serialis
Lineage: Eukaryota; Fungi; Basidiomycota; Agaricomycetes; Polyporales; Fomitopsidaceae
Exons: 3
Coding region: 145-909 (254 amino acids)
Source: RefSeq, a predicted model, not a curated record
UCGGCAUUCCGCGUUGUCUCGGAUUGCCAUCUCAAAGAUAAGUUAUGCGUUUCGCUCCCUACUGGGGCCUCAUAUAUAUAGACACAGUCGCUCACCUCGGUGUAUCGUCGCUCGUACUGUGAAGCCACUCGCGCUGGUACAUCGAUGGCCGAUAUCGCAACGACCCCUUUCCUCAAUGCCCUCAAGUCAAUUUAUCCCUCCCAGGGUCUCACGACGCCCGAUGGCGUCCUAGAGCAGCCCUGGUACAUCGUCGCCGCCGUAUCCUUCAGCGCGAGCCGGAAGCCUGCCGCCGUCCCAAUCGUCUUUCAGUUCGUGCUCCAUGAGCUGGAGGCCGCCCAGCUUGUGACUGGCGUGCGCGCGGACUCCGAGGAGUGGCGCGCCCAGCGGCUCAAGCUGGCAAACAAGAUCCGUGAGGCACUCCUGCAUUCAGGUUUGCUGAGUGGGGUGCCGAGGAUCAUAGAGAGCCUAAUCGCUCUGCACGGUGCUACACCAGAGGAACUGCAGACCAAGGAAGUUCUCCGAGAUCGCACCAAGACUAUCGCAGACUACGAACAGAGCGGCGAGCGGCUCUUCCGCUCUAUGUAUCGCGAGACCGCGGACACCGUGCAGGGCCUGCUCGACCGUGCGUACCCGGACCUGGGCUGGUUCUGCAACACGGUCGGGUACGGUAUCACCUAUGGUGGGACGAACGUGCUCACGCAGGUGGAGAUAUCCUACGCCAUCGUCGCGGCGCUCAUCGCGGUCGACGCGCCGCGGCAGAUCACGUGGCACCUCGCGAACGCGCAGCAUGGCGGGGCGACGUUCGAGGAGGCGAGAGCGGUGAGGGAGAUCGCGGUGACGGUCGCGCAGGCGGCGGGCGUAACAUGGUCGGAUGGCGUACCAGAGGUGGCUGCCGGUGACAAGCCUUGAAAGAGCUUGAGUAAACGCCGUGACACUCUGUACUCGCCUAUGUAUGCUCAAGCUGUAUUCAAUGCCCGUAUAUCACAAUUCGCGGUGCACACAUAAUCGAUCAUUGUGAUAAUGUCACGGUGCGG